Encephalitozoon cuniculi GB-M1 is the source of this 918-nucleotide messenger RNA. RefSeq lists its product as uncharacterized. The coding region runs from base 1 to 918 and encodes 305 amino acids. NCBI's taxonomy places the organism in Eukaryota, Fungi, Microsporidia, Unikaryonidae. The record is from RefSeq and is marked provisional. The transcript has 3 exons.
AUGGAAAGUCAGGCCGAGCCAGAGAAAAGCAUAAGUUACACAAAACUCGCAUUUUCUAUCUUUAUGGCAAGGACGAUAGCAAUAGCACUUGCUUUACUGGAGGGCCCGUACUUUGCAGCAGGAAGAAUGACAAGGACUUUUAAGGUGUUUGUAGUGUUCUUAGACAUAACAAACAUACUGCAGUUCAUAUUUCUGUGCGACAUAAUCUAUCGCAAAAUCCUGUUUCAGUAUCUGCUGUAUAUCCCCAUUCUUGGAUACUCCCUGACUCUUACAAUCACGCUGAUAAUCAACGCACAUAACACCAGCAUCUUUCUGUAUACGAUGGAACACAGCAACAAGAGCCUGAGCAUUUCAUACCUCUAUGCAUACAUGGGGAUUGUCAUCUUUGAAAUUGCUCUUCUUCCGAUCAUAUACAGAAGACUCAAGAGCGACUUCAUGUGGGCAAACUUCAAGAAGGUAGGGGCCGAUCCUGUGAUUAAUGGUGCUUUUAAGAGGAGAGAGCAGUUUAACGCCAUCAGGAGAUUCAUGAUAAUCUUUCUGACUGGAGAGAUAGCAAGCUUCAACAUGAACAUCAGAGACCACAAAGAUGUUUACUUCUUUAUAGUAGGAACACAGAUUGGUGUUCUUGUGACAGCAAGUAUUUUUGAAAAUGAGGAGUAUGUGAGGCAGAGAAAGUUCCUUAUUCUGGUCUCUGGGCUUUGCACUCUAGGGGGGGUAGCAUACACGGUUGUCUACAUUUCCCUGGUUUCUGUAGGCUCCAAUACCACAAGAAAAGGAUCUAUCAUAGAAAUGGUAUUCUACACAAUCACAAUGUUUAUUUUUUUCAUCGGGGUGCUGAGAGACUAUCGGACAUUUGGAAAGGGGCUGAAGAACUACUACCAUGGAAACCUUGGGAUGAGGAAGAAGCUCACUACCUGA